Messenger RNA from Saccharomyces paradoxus, 990 nucleotides. RefSeq names its product ribonuclease (gene NUC1). NCBI's taxonomy places the organism in Eukaryota, Fungi, Ascomycota, Saccharomycetes, Saccharomycetales, Saccharomycetaceae. The record is from RefSeq and is a predicted model, not a curated record. Gene Ontology annotation, molecular function: RNA endonuclease activity; metal ion binding; nucleic acid binding. Gene Ontology annotation, cellular component: nucleus; mitochondrial inner membrane. The transcript has a single exon. Gene Ontology annotation, biological process: apoptotic DNA fragmentation. The coding region runs from base 1 to 990 and encodes 329 amino acids.
AUGAGCAGCAGGAUACUGUUGUCCGGUUUGGUAGGAUUGGGUGCUGGUACUGGUUUAACCUAUCUCCUUUUGAACAGACGGUCUCCAGCGCAAGUUAUCGAAUCACCUUAUCCAAUUACUCAAAAACCUAAUGGCAAAAUCCAACCUCCUUCUUUCAACGUCGACCCUUCUGGAUUUUUCAAGUAUGGUUUUCCUGGCCCGAUUCAUGAUCUGCAGAACCGCGAAGAAUUUAUUUCAUGUUACAAUAGACAAACUCAAAAUCCUUAUUGGGUCUUAGAACAUAUAACACCAGAAUCAUUGGCCGCAAGAAAUGCUGAUAGGAAGAAUUCUUUUUUCAAGGAAGAUGAAGUAAUUCCAGAAAAGUUUAGAGGUAAACUAAGGGAUUAUUUUAGGUCAGGCUAUGAUCGAGGCCAUCAAGCCCCGGCUGCUGAUGCAAAAUUCUCUCAACAGGCUAUGAAUGAUACAUUCUACUUAUCCAAUAUGUGUCCUCAAGUGGGAGAAGGCUUCAAUAGAGACUAUUGGGCGCAUUUAGAGUACUUUUGUAGAGGAUUGACUAAGACAUAUAAAAGUGUGAGAAUUGUAACUGGUCCAUUGUAUCUACCUAAAAAAGAUCCCAUUGAUAAUAAAUUUAGAGUUAAUUAUGAAGUAAUUGGUAAUCCACCCAGUAUUGCUGUUCCAACACAUUUUUUCAAAUUGAUUGUUGCCGAAGCACCAGCAACCAAUCCUUCUAGAGAGGAUAUUGCUGUUGCAGCAUUUGUGGUGCCAAACGAACCAAUAUCAAAUGAGACGAAGUUGACUGAUUUCGAAGUUCCUAUAGAUGCUUUAGAAAGAAGUACUGGACUGGAACUUUUGCAAAAAGUACCACCAUCAAAGAAGAAGGCAUUAUGCAAAGAGGUAAACUGUCAAAUUGUAGUGAGAGAUUUCUCUAAUGCAGCGAUCAAGCAAUCAAAAGAUGUGAAAUUGUUACCUCCUCCAAAAAAGAAAAAUUGA